Molecule: messenger RNA, 574 nt
Organism: Drosophila mauritiana
Lineage: Eukaryota; Metazoa; Arthropoda; Insecta; Diptera; Drosophilidae
Exons: 1
Coding region: 176-484 (102 amino acids)
Source: RefSeq, a predicted model, not a curated record
AUGGUGGCGCGUGUGUGUGCGACUGGAAAACCUGUUAAAAGCCGCUAAAAUUCUGUCCAUGUCGACAUUGUCGUUGUUUUGGCAUUAAUUAGUGAAGAAAUAUUUUGGAUUUUUGUCAUUUCCAGGCAAGUAAUAUUAUGCAAAAAUCGGGCAUGUAAAAUGGUCAGCGAGGAAGAUGAGUAAGGCGGUUGGGCAGGUGUGUGCGUGCGUGUGUGCCAACGCAACCUCUCCCCCUCCCACUCGUUCCACUAAUUGCUUCCACUACGGCAAACGGAAAACACAGAGCCGGCGCUUUAUCACGCUUAUCAGCAAACAACGUAAGCGCAACGUAAUGAGUAAUCGCGUUAUGCUAACCGCUUUUCUUCGAACUGUUCAACCACCUGUAGCUAUAGCCACACAUUAUUCCCAACUUCCCGGCGAUGGCGUAAUUGUUUUGAUAAUGCAAACAAUGAGCGCUCGUCCAUUUUUAGCCGGGCGACAUUGAAGAGAAAUUAAAAGUAAAUAAUAGUGGAAGGUCGCGCCGAGUAUCGGCGUUUAAUAAUUAAUUUGUUGGCCAAUUUUGGCAAAUCGAGCU